AACAUUAAGCGCCCCAGCAGCAGUUGCUCAUAGUACUUCUUUGCGUUCGGAGUCUUAUUGGAAACCAAAAAAUAAAAUAAAUUUUCUUCUUCAAUAAACACAAUGGAGUCUAAACUAUUAUUCGCGCUUGGAUUAUUACUUGCAUUGGGAUUUGUUGCCUGCGUUGAGAUUCAAACAUUUGGAAGCUUAUUCCACCCUGAAAAAGACUAUGAAGAACGACGAAAAGAGAAGAAGCAGGACUUGAGCAAGAUUCCUGGUGUUCCAGGUGUUGAUUAUCCACUCUACCAUGAAGUACCGCACACAAACUUUGACUGCGGUUCUGUACCAGCUGCUCCUGGAAUGUAUGCAAAUGUUGAAACGGGAUGUCAAGCGUAUCAUGUUUGCCACGAUGGAAGAGAAGGUCAUCAAGGUGCUUCUUUCCUUUGUACCAACGGAACAAUAUUCAAUCAAAAGGAAUUCGCUUGCGAUUGGUGGUAUAAUGUUAACUGUGCUGAAGCAAUAAAUUAUUACCAUUUGAACGCUGAUCCUGCUCAUAAUCCUUAUACUCCAAAGAAGAAGCUCGAGGAACAAUUUCUUAUCAAAGCCUAACAGGCUCAAAUCAUUCUCUUCGAUCAGUCGAUCACCAUCCAUUUCCAUUUCGUCCAUUAAUUUUUAAAUUAAAAUGAAUACAAAAAAUAUAACUUAUUAUUUGUACUUUAGUUUCU
Molecule: messenger RNA, 704 nt
Organism: Eupeodes corollae
Lineage: Eukaryota; Metazoa; Arthropoda; Insecta; Diptera; Syrphidae
Exons: 4
Coding region: 103-588 (161 amino acids)
Cellular component (GO): extracellular region
Molecular function (GO): chitin binding
Source: RefSeq, a predicted model, not a curated record